Messenger RNA from Cuscuta campestris, 1670 nucleotides. The record is from the annotation of a GenBank genome assembly. NCBI's taxonomy places the organism in Eukaryota, Viridiplantae, Streptophyta, Magnoliopsida, Solanales, Convolvulaceae.
AACAUAUAGAUUAUUAAUAUAUAAUUUCUAUAAUUUUUUAAUAUACAAAUUACAAGAUAAAAUGGAUUAAAGAAGUGCAUUGGAUGGAAAGCCAAUUGCAAAGUGAAACGUGUCACAAUCCUAACGCUUCAUCUUCCACCGAACCAUCCCUUAUUUACGAUCAAAUUAUUGUAAUCCAUUUCAAUCUUCUUCUCCCACAAUCCAGAUUCCAAGCUCCAAUUCACAAUGGAUCGAUUGUUUCUCCUCGCCCUCUCGGUGCUGGCCUUGACGGCGGCCUCAUCUGCGGUCGCGGACGAAGAUCCGUUGAUCCGGCAGGUUGUGUCCGGCGGCGAGGACGACUCUCUGCUCAACGCCGAUCAUCACUUCUCGCUCUUCAAGAGCAAGUACGGCAAGAGCUACGCCACCCAGGAGGAGCACGACUACAGGCUCUCUGUGUUCAAGGCUAACUUGCGCCGCUCUCGGCGCCACCAGCUUCUCGAUCCAUCCGCCGUCCACGGCGUCACCAAGUUCUCCGAUCUCACUCCUAAUGAGUUCCGCCGGACCUAUCUUGGGAUCGAUACACGCCGAUCGAACAAGCUCAAGCUCAAGCUCCCCUCCCAUGCUCAGGAGGCCAAGAUCCUGCCGACCGGCAAUCUCCCCGCCGAUUUCGACUGGCGCGACCAUGGUGCCGUGACAGGCGUGAAGAAUCAGGGUUCAUGUGGAUCUUGCUGGUCGUUUAGCACCACGGGAGCUUUGGAAGGAGCAAACUUUCUCGCAACAGGAGAGCUUGUGAGCCUCAGUGAGCAGCAGCUUGUGGAUUGCGACCAUUUGUGUGACCCAGAGGAAGCCGAUGAUUGUGAUUCAGGGUGUAAUGGUGGAUUGAUGACCACUGCAUAUGAAUAUGUACUAAAAUCAGGUGGCCUUGAGCGGGAAAAGGACUAUCCUUACACCGGGAGGGAUGGUACUUGCAAAUUUGACAAAAGUAAAAUUGUUGCAUCUGUUGCUAACUUCAGUGUGGUCUCCCUCGAUGAAGAUCAAAUUGCUGCCAAUUUGGUUAAACAUGGCCCUCUUUCAGUGGGAAUCAACGCGGCUUUCAUGCAGACAUACAUUGGAGGAGUGUCAUGCCCGUACAUAUGUUCAAAGAGACGCUUGGACCAUGGGGUGCUGCUGGUUGGGUAUGGGUCAGCUGGGUAUGCCCCAAUCAGGCUGAAAGAGAAGCCAUACUGGAUCAUCAAGAAUUCUUGGGGUGAAAGCUGGGGGGAGAAUGGGUAUUACAAGAUUUGCAGGGGCAAUAACGUCUGUGGCAUCGACUCCAUGGUUUCAACCGUCACUGCGGCUGUCAUCAGCAACUCCUAAACAGAUCAGUGAACUUCUUCUCCUCAGGUCCCUUUAAUCAAUCGUGUAGAGCAUAAUAAGAUGCUGUUACUCAGUUUCUUCCCUUGUAAAUACAAAUAGUACUUAAAAAAGUUCUGUACGGUCGAAUUUCUGUGGGAUCACAGAACAGCCUUAACCGCUAGUGUUUGCCAUGUACCCCAAACAAUAUAUAAAAUGUGUGGACCAUUACCUUGGAGAAAUGUUAUGAAGCAUAUGUACUAUUUCAACUUCAUGUAAUAAUAUAUUUCUAUUAAGCAUGUGGGUGUAUUUAAUGUUAAGUUAUCUCAUGAGGUUUUGAAUUAAUCUUCUUGUCAGCU